AGCGGGGAACUGUCUGAGCCUCAUCUGCCAGUGAAUGGGCGUGCACACCAUGUGAUGACGUCACUCCCGGGGAUACUUCUCUUGUGGGCGGAAGUGAGAAGUAAACAGGAGCAUCGCCACCGGCUGAAGAAGGAGAAAGCGGGAUGGCUGCUCUGAAGGACCGCCUGUCGUGCUUUCGUCACGUGCUUGUCACCUGGGAUGGUGGCUGUGCUCAGGAGGCUCUGCAGGAGUUUGUGUCUCAGGUGCAGGCUUCGGUAGCUUCAGGGGGAAGGGUCAAUGUGGAAAAUGUGGAGCGCUUGAUGAUGUCCGCUCACGCUGACUCCAGCUUUGAUGCAGUCCUUCUCGGUCUGGUCCCAGGAAGCAUUACUGUUCAUGGCUUGGAUGUUUUGGCAGAAGUUGCCCGGAUUCUAAAGCCUGGAGGAAGCCUAUUGCUUCAGGAGCCAGUGGACCCUCAAUCUGCUGGUGUAGCUGGGUUGCGGUCCUCGGCACAGCUCUCCUCCACUCUCACAUUGUCUGGAUUAACAGAAGUGACACAGAUUCUUCAAGAACCUGUGGCCUCGGAGCAGAUGAACAGGAUCAUGAAGACUUUGGGAUCUUCCAGCAGUGACGUGGUCUCUGUUACAAUAGCAGCUAAAAAACCAAACUAUGAAGUGGGGUCUUUAAGGCAGCUGUCACUUUCCAGGCGACCAGUGUCUGAAAAGCCCUCUGCAGAUCCAGCUGCCGUAAAGUUGUGGACGCUGUCGGCCAACGACAUCAAUGAUGAGGGUGUGGAUCUCUUAGACUCAGAUGAACUCCUCGAUCAAGAGGACCUAAAAAAACCACCUCCAUCUUCAUUACGAGCGGGUGGCUGUGGGGAAGGAAGUGAAAAGAAACGCAAAGCCUGCAAGAACUGCACGUGCGGACUAGCGGAGGAACUGGAGGAAGAAAAGACCAAGGGCGCUGCACCCAAACCUGCCAAUUCAGCCUGUGGUAAUUGCUACCUGGGAGAUGCAUUUCGCUGUGCUAGCUGUCCGUAUCUUGGAAUGCCAGCAUUUAAGCCAGGAGAGAAGGUCCUGCUGACUCCAGGCCAGCUUCAGGACUCCUAGUGAAGGCCCCAAGGGGCCCCCUUUUGUGUGUAUCGUAUUUACAAUAAAAUAUGUAUGUGCUGCUACA
Hyla sarda is the source of this 1152-nucleotide messenger RNA. It is a transcript of the gene CIAPIN1, whose product is annotated as cytokine induced apoptosis inhibitor 1. The record is from RefSeq and is a predicted model, not a curated record. Gene Ontology annotation, cellular component: cytoplasm. Gene Ontology annotation, biological process: iron-sulfur cluster assembly. The coding region runs from base 144 to 1085 and encodes 313 amino acids. The transcript has 9 exons. Lineage: Eukaryota; Metazoa; Chordata; Amphibia; Anura; Hylidae. Gene Ontology annotation, molecular function: iron-sulfur cluster binding.